AGGGUGCCCAUGUGGCCGCUCUGGACCAUCCUCCUGCUGGUACGACCCUUGGGAGGCCUAGGAUCACCCCUCUGUCCUCGGGAGCCUUUCUACUUCCUUGUUGCCAUCAUGAAGAUGCUGGGAAACAAAAAUGAUGGCACUCUCUACACACCAGAUGACCUCUCGGUGUGUCCUGCUGAGACUCUAGGGUGCUUCCGGCUGGAGCUGUCUGUGAUCCAGUUCGAAGAGGGCCCAUCCCUGGGGAUUGCCGUGUUCCGGCUACAGCGUCUGCUGGAUGCACUGGGGUCCCGGCUGUGGGUGACUGGCCAGGGCCCUUGUCCACCCUGCGAAGGACAUCCCCAGAGACCUGUCCCUCUCUUUCUGGCCAAGCUCUUGGAGUUAUUACAGGGGGCAUGUGCUCAGCACCGGCCCUCACCAUGAGUCUGGCAGGACAC
Molecule: messenger RNA, 434 nt
Organism: Enhydra lutris kenyoni (northern sea otter)
Lineage: Eukaryota; Metazoa; Chordata; Mammalia; Carnivora; Mustelidae
Exons: 3
Coding region: 10-420 (136 amino acids)
Source: RefSeq, a predicted model, not a curated record